Cynoglossus semilaevis (tongue sole) is the source of this 888-nucleotide messenger RNA. RefSeq names its product peroxisomal biogenesis factor 11 gamma (gene pex11g). Lineage: Eukaryota; Metazoa; Chordata; Actinopteri; Pleuronectiformes; Cynoglossidae. The record is from RefSeq and is a predicted model, not a curated record. Gene Ontology annotation, biological process: peroxisome fission. Bases 128 to 817 code for a protein of 229 amino acids. The transcript has 5 exons. Gene Ontology annotation, cellular component: peroxisomal membrane.
UAUAGCGUCUUCUUCUGUGUACAAAGUCUAGUUGACGUCCGUCAGUUCUUCAGAAACAACACUAAAAAGUCAAUACUAGUUUGUUUCUCGGCGUGUGUGUGUGUUACAGUCAAACGUGCCCCAUUCUAUGGAGUCUGUGGUCGAAGUUUUGGAGUCUUACAGAGGAAGAGAUAAAGUUAUCAGGACCUGUUGUUAUGGCUCGCAGCUUGUUGGAGGAGUUCUUUCCCGUAGGGCUGAAGCAGGCUCUUUUUCCCUGGGAAAAAGUUUACUCCGGUUUUCUGCUCAGCUCAGCCAGUGCAGGACGGUGCUGAGGCUGUUUGACGAUCUGUCCAUGUUGGCCUACUCUUGCAGUUAUGGGUUGGGAACCAGGGAGGAGGACGCGGGUGUGCGUUGGAUCUCCGUGCUAACCAACGUGGCCGACCAGCUUUAUUACCCCUGUGAACACAUUGCAUGGGCAGCUGAUGCUGAGCUCAUCAAAGUGAAGUCUGAAGAAUGGUGGCUUUUCACCACAGUGCUGUGGGGGACCUCGCUGCUUCUGGGGAUACUCAGAUCAUUCCGAAUUCUUCUGCUGAUGAGGAAGCAGCUGAGGAGAUCAAGGACAGACAGCAUUAUCAACGGUCGUUUUCAGCUCCAUAAACAGAUGAGAGAGGAGUUUCUUUCCAUUUUCAGUAAAACAGCGGAUCUCUGUAACGCCAUCCACUGGAUGCCACCUGGUUUCCUGUGGGCCGGUCAAUUCCCUCGAUGGUUGGUGGGACUGAUGGGAACAAUCUCAUCUGUGAUUGGUUUAAUGCAGAUGAGCAGUGGCAAUGGUGACUAGACAGCUCCAAAAUGAUGACAAAAUAAUUAAAUAAAUAAAUGUGAAUUCUGACAAUAAAGCACAGUUUUAAU